AUGGUGACCAAGCAGGAACAUGAUGAACUCAUGGCAACUGCGGCAGUGGCAGAGCCCGAGAAGUUGAAGAUGUCUAAGGCUACCCAGACGGAGGCCUUCGCAUUCGCGGGUAGCCCCAGGAGUACGCCUGGCAUGAUUGCUAAUGACGAGCAAUCGCAGAAGCGUGUGAUGGAAGUGCACCGACCGAAGCACUCGGACAUCCGUGACUUUUACAUCGAAUCGCUGACGGAGGGCACAUCCUCCCCGGGGACCCACAUGGCACGUCACCACCAUCCGGUGGGGCGGUUCUUAGAUAGCAAUCAACUUUCCAAUUUGGGGAGCAGAAUCCAGGACGUGGCAGCCCCUGUGGACGACUUCCGACCGGAGCUGUCCAACACUUGGAUCGAUGAUUUGGAAGCGGAUUGGGCGGCCGAGCAUCCGCAUCGGAAGCAGCCGGGAUCCAAUGGCCGGACGCGUCUUGAUCCCAUCCGGUGGAACUCGAUCCAACCGAACAUCGAAGCUUACUUCGACGAGGGUGAUGACGAUGGUGAAGACGACGAGGAUGUGCUGGGCGGUUCCUUUCUUCCCCGGGACUGUCUCUGGCACGUGUGGAAACAGGAUCUGAUGUUCGAGGACCGGAUGGUGAUGAAUUGGAGCGUACCGGUGGUGGAUGCCGGGCUUGUUGGAUGGAGAAGCGGAAUCAGUAGCAGCAGUAGUAGUAGAGAUAGUAGUCACGAGGACAAAGGCCAACGCAACAGAACUGUCUAUUUUAGGAUAUUAUAUCGUACAAUGACCAGCCAUAUUGUUAACGAACUGAUUUACACAAUGGUGCUUUUAAAAGAAUGUAACUUACUACUUAAGGAAACCUCGGGAUCUCUCGACUCCGGAAAGCUGCCCGCGGAGUACGACGACUGUAGAAUAGGCUUCCCCUCGCGAUUGGAGGACCUGCAGCAGCAGCAACAACAGCAAUUGCCACCGGGACUGGUGGUACAACUAACGAGGCUCAAUAUACCCUGCCGUACCGACGGUGGCUAUCUCAAAUUUAGUGACUCCAUCUCUGGCGGUAGUGCAGAUGGAUGGUUUGGUGGUGGUAGUGAGGGUGCGGUCAACGGUGAACGCCGCUUCGGCAUGCAGCCGGGAGUUUUGUGCGGGAAGCUCGAAGAACUGCCCAAACACGAACGGACGUUCUACUUUCAGAGGCAUCGCAACACCAGCCUGACGGUGCACAAUCGGGCGGUGUUUAGUUUUAACUUUAGACUAGUGGAUUACUGUUACAAUGUAACGCUAAGUGAUAGGAACAGUUCGGUGCUACUGAGGCCUUUGCGAGGUCUGGACUGCCGCUUCAAGAUACAUCUGCCGUACGGAAACCGGGUGCGGCUACGACUGGUGGCCAACGGUGCAGGGGAGUCUGUCAAUUCUAGUGUGGUGGUUAGGGAGCAGGUAGAUUUGGGCGCGAUUCAGGGCGGAGGAUUUACGCCCCAGUGCUUCGGAGGACUUCGCGUUGAAGUCUUUGAACUACCGCAGAAUCGGUGGGUGCAAUGCGUAGAUAGCUACAGUAGAGCAGCGGAGUAUACGUUGCUAUCCAGUGAUAAUAGCAUAGUGAUUCAAGUCAACAAGAACCCACUGCUGGCGGCCUUGGAAGCCGUAGCAAAGACAAACGAAAGCAGUAGUAGUAGUAGCAGUAUUAGGAAAUCAGUGCCAUCGCUACUCAUCGAAUACAGUUCGCAUCCGAUCGAGAACGUCAUUUCACAAUGUGCCUUCGGAUGGAUCGCAAGUAAUCAGUUCUGUAUCGCCCCGUUUGAGGCCGAAAGGCUCAGCUGGAUGGAGGCCGAACGGGAGUGCAACCACCAGGGAGGUCAUCUGGCCUCGAUUCGAUCGGUCGCGGACCAGAAACUGGUCGAUCAGCUUUUGCUCAAAAGUCCUGGCUAUCGGGACGGAAAUGCCUACUGGAUUGGGGCAUCGGAUAGGAUGCUGGAAGGAGACUUCCGGUGGAGCGACAAUCUGCCCUUUACGUAUUCCAAUUGGUUUCCCGGUUGGAUCCAGCAGGAGAACUACAAUCGACAACCGAACGAUGACGGCUUGAGCGGACAGGACUGCGUGGAGAUUCGACGCCAGUUCCAGACGCCUCCGGGGAUUUUAUCGAGCGUAAGUCCUCUGGCACAGUCGUACAUGUGGAACGAUCGGGACUGCGAUACGCGGAACUUUUUUCUCUGCGAACGGCUAGCUGUUGAAGAGCCACUAGAGAAGACCUGGCACGACGAUUGCAACAAAACGAUCUCCCUGACGAUGGAUCGCCCAAAGGCAACCAUCUGGAGUCCGGGGUUUCCGAGGCCUUAUCCGGACAACGUAAACUGCCUGACAAUGAUCACUGCCCCUCCCGGCUAUCGGAUAGUGGUAGACUUCGAGGAACUAGUUCUUGAAAAUGAACCACUGUGCACUUACGACUAUCUCCAAAUCCUGGAGCCACCGGCCAACAUGUCCGCCGCCUACAUCAAGCAACCUUCCCGCUCUGCCUUCGGCGGAGUGCCGCCGCUCUUCCAGACGCGCAAUCCGUGGCACAGCACAAGUCGCUACUACGUACGCCGCCGCAAAUCGAACUUUCUGCCCUACAAGCUCGACCUAACCGAUCGCCUAAUGUCGACCUUCACCAGCAAAACCCCAAACCUCAUCCUCCAGCCGGAGGAUCCCAGCUACAACCCACGGCUUCCACCGCCGGACCUCUACACCGGCCGUGUCCCGCGCAAAGUCUGCGGCGACUGGAGCUCCAAGCUCAAACUGCUCCGGCACACGACCAAGGGACCGCUGCUGGCGUUGCGGUUCGUGUCCGACUAUUCCAACCACUACGGCGGCUACAAGGCCAAAGUUGCCAUGGAAAACGGAAAGCUAGCUGGCAAGCAAGCGACGACGACCGACGACGGAUGGCUGCUAGAUGGGAAAAUCAUGUUCAGAAACCAUUCGUUAUCUCGUAGGAAGACUUCUUGUUCGUCGGCGGCACGGUGGUACCAGACCAACUUUGACAUUAAUUCCAGAGACGACACUUCGUAUCCUGCGACUACUCCCUUCCGGUCGGCGAUGGUGCCACCUCGAGACGUGCCACGUGCCGAGCCGACACGUCCUUUCGAGUGCGCGAAGAGCAUCGUCGUGUUUCUAAGCCAGCCGACUGAAGAGGCUGCCACUAGGCUGCCUGCCGUAAGAAAGGUCAUCAUGAUCGACAACGACCUGCCGGAAGAAGAAAGUGAUCCGACGAGAAAAACGCCAUUAUUGCUGAUUAAGGUCUAUGCCAAGGAGCUGGAGCUGCGCUACCCAGAGUACGAAGCAGCUCACCGAGAAGUGCUGGAAGCGACUCCGAUACACAAGUCCUUCGACAUCGGAUCUAACGGAUCUCUUUGA
This is a messenger RNA of Aedes albopictus (Asian tiger mosquito), 3369 nucleotides long. RefSeq lists its product as uncharacterized. Bases 1 to 3369 code for a protein of 1122 amino acids. The record is from RefSeq and is a predicted model, not a curated record. Gene Ontology annotation, molecular function: serine-type endopeptidase activity. Lineage: Eukaryota; Metazoa; Arthropoda; Insecta; Diptera; Culicidae. The transcript is spliced from 10 exons.